AUGAAUUCCAGUCCGCGUUCCGAUGCAGAUGCACCGCCCCCAAGAUGGGUCUCUCAAGGCCCGCAUCCCCAGGUCCACAACUCGGAGCCGGAUAACGACAGGCCGUCAGUCAAACGCCGGAAAAGAGACGGCAACGACUUGCGGCAACGCGUGACGCGUGCUUGUGAUCGAUGCAAGAAGCACUGCAUCGAUGCCGGGGCGAUAUGUACCUACGAUCUGUCCUACGCCCGAGGUCGACUUCCGUCGAUUCCACUGGCCCAGACGAUCCAAACGGACAAAUCGCCAACAUCGACGUCGCCUGUCUCGGCGACAUCGUACGGAGUCUUAGCCUCGCCCGUAGUGCCAAUAGAGCGGUCGGCCGUCCGCAAUACGAAUGGUGACAGUGUCCAGUCGACAGGCCAGCUGCAACAACAACACGAGACACGGAUUGGACAGCAACAUGGACAGCAGCAAGGGCAAGGACAGCACGGCCAGAGCCAGACCCAGCAGUCUGUCCAGCCGCCGUCCGAAGGUCUGUCGUUCCUGUCAGCCGCAGCCGCGGAGAUGGCCCGGCGGCCAGGCGAUGCAUCCCCAUGUAGUCUCGCCGUGCCGGAGUCUGCAAUUCCGCUGGCGACACCGCCUCCUCCUCCACCGACGGCGGAGGCGCAAGCUGCUUCAUCCCGCGUCUCGCCGGAGCCUCUGCAGACCGAUCUUCAAGGUCACUACGUCGGCCCAGCCUCGGGAGUCUCGUUUCUUCUCCGCGUGCAGAAGAAACUCCGUGAUAAUGUUUCCUUCCAACAGCCAUCAUCGUCUAUCUUUACCUUUGGCGACGCUCCGCUUCAGCCGACUACACAGGGACAAGACGACCUAUAUGUAGUCGGUGGCUCUGACACGUCACUGCUCUUCCUAACACAACCCGAGGCCAAUGCUCUGCUUGCGCGCUACUUUGACUUUGCCGUGCCUACGCAUCGCUUCCUACACCGGCCCACGGUCGAGUUCUGGCUAUCCACCUUUUAUGCCACACGAGGCCGCAUGACGACGAACACGACUAGGAAGGGCAACAACAACAAUGGCAAUGAUGGAAACGGUGGCAACGGCCGAGAUACUCGGGAAGAUGGACGUGCUCAGGCCGCCGUGCUAUUCAUGGUUUUUGCCCAGGCACGCGAUUAUCUCCCCGCGUCAGAUGUCAGCGCAGACAUGGACUCCAGUGCUCACUUCUACCGCGCUGCCGAGCGGCAGCUCGCCCGAGAAAAGGGUGCCAUCCGUCUUGCCAGUGUCCAGGCCCGAUUGUGCCAGUGUUUCUAUCUGCUGUCCCAGUCCCGUAUCAACCAGUGCUGGAGCUUGUUCGGCACCACCGCCCAUCUCGCGCUCGCCAUUGGCCUCAACCGCAACCGCCGCGCCGAUCCAGCCGGCGGUCUCAGCCAGAUUGACGUGGAGUGCCGUCGCCGCACGUUUUGGUGUGCCUACAGUCUCGACAACUACUUGAGUGCCGCCCUCGGCCGCCCACGCACCUUCCACGACGAAGACAUUGAUCAAGAGCUGCCAUCGAUUGCCGAAGACCGUGACAUUCUGCACGGCGAGAUCAUCUGGCGGCCGACACCGAGUGCGGGUUUGAGUCUAGGAAAUCAUUCUCUGGGCCAGGGUGUUGACCAGGGCGUUGGUAUCGGACUUGGUAUGAAUGUGGCAGAGGGUGGCAGCGAUGGCAGUGGAGGCGGUGGGAGCGGUGGCAGAGGCGCUCUUCGCGGGAUGUCUGUCAUGCUAGCACCAGUUGCCCAUGUCCGCCUAUCCAAGAUCGUCAGCCUGAUCCUACGCGACCUCUACGCUAUCCGGCCUAUCUCGUCGACGACCCGGGCCAUCCUCACCGCAAAGCACACAGACGCCCUACGAGCAUGGCGACAGCACGAUUUAAGCCUUGCCCGCUUCCUGGACGCCGACCGCGUCAGUGCAUCUCUCCUAAUCCCCAUCUUUCAAAGGCAGCGCCAUGUCCUCAACCUCGCAUACUGGCAUGCACUUUUGCUGACGCAUCGCCCCAUUUUGUUGAGCAACUUUGCCUACCUCCGACAAGGAGGGAGUGGCAGCAGCGUUGGCACUGGUGUCGGCAAUGGUGGUGGUGGCAAUAAUUCAGCUCCCGAUAACUUCGGCUCCUCCCAAGAAAAUGCACGCGACCCUGAUGUGCGAGCCCAGGCUCAGGCCAGUAUACAGCAAUGCGUCGGUGCGGCCAUGCACAUUAUCGAGAUUGUCGACGAUUUGUUCCAGGACGGCCAGCUUUUCCGAGCCUAUUGGUUCACAAUGUACUUUGCCUUCUCGGCCGUUGUCGUCGUUUACGUCUACGUAAUCCAGCAUCAGUCGGCACCACAGGAAACAUACGCUGCUUACCUCGCCGCCGCCGUCGUGUGCCAGGGCCAGAUUGAUCGCCUGGCUGAGAGCGGAUCGCUAGCUCAGAGGUACUCGCUCGUCCUUGAAGAGCUACGACUUAUCACUUUGCAGCAAACAGACGCUUUCCAGCUAGCCGUGGACGCCCAAGGUGAAAGGCUUUCAACCGGCAUCAGCUACAGCAAUCUUAAUAACCAUCAGCUGCCGAAUGAUCAGUCAGGCAUUCAUCGCCAGGAACAGCAUCACCAUGCCCAACAACCUCGCUCUCAAUCUCAACAGCAACAGCAACUACAACCACAAGCCGUCGACCUCUCUGCCGUGCCGUUGGCCGGUGGGUUGAUUGGCGGACUCGCGGGCGGUCUUGCCGACUGGAACGGUAGCCCUAGCAACUCUCUUGCCGAUGCCACCAGCUGGGGUUUCUUUGACUCCAUGGUGUCGUCAGGCUUCUGGCCACUCGAUUCGUUGCCCAAUGAAGACUACCAGUUACGGGGCUGA
Molecule: messenger RNA, 2847 nt
Organism: Sporothrix schenckii 1099-18
Lineage: Eukaryota; Fungi; Ascomycota; Sordariomycetes; Ophiostomatales; Ophiostomataceae
Product: transcriptional activator protein acu-15
Exons: 3
Coding region: 1-2847 (948 amino acids)
Biological process (GO): positive regulation of transcription by RNA polymerase II; DNA-templated transcription
Cellular component (GO): nucleus
Molecular function (GO): zinc ion binding; DNA-binding transcription factor activity, RNA polymerase II-specific; sequence-specific DNA binding
Source: RefSeq, a predicted model, not a curated record